Melitaea cinxia (Glanville fritillary) is the source of this 811-nucleotide messenger RNA. It is a transcript of the gene CP8, whose product is annotated as fungal protease inhibitor-1-like. Gene Ontology annotation, biological process: negative regulation of peptidase activity. NCBI's taxonomy places the organism in Eukaryota, Metazoa, Arthropoda, Insecta, Lepidoptera, Nymphalidae. The record is from RefSeq and is a predicted model, not a curated record. The coding region runs from base 110 to 427 and encodes 105 amino acids. Gene Ontology annotation, molecular function: peptidase inhibitor activity. The transcript has 3 exons.
GAAUUAUUCGUAUAAUUACUUAUAGUGCGCUUUUCCUUUGGCAUUUAAUGUGGAAUCCUCUGCAUGGUCUGCACUAGUAAAACACGAAUAAAUAUUUCUCGAGAAUAUCAUGAAGGCCGUAUUAAUAUUAGCAGUCCUUGCUUGUGCCUUGGCGCUGUCCUAUGGCGACUUGAUCUGCGGCUCGAACUACUGUAAACAAAACCCGUGCACGGCCCCUAUCACUUCCUCUACUUGCCGUCCACCAUCUACUUACCGCCAAAACCACGCUGGCAUGUGCGCUUGCUGUCCAGCCUGUGUUACUUUGCUCUCCGAAGGAGCUGCUUGCAAGGUUUAUAGCAAGGAAUUGGGAGAAACUCCCUCAGCAGUCUGCAAGGAACCACUCAAGUGUCUUAAAGGCGUUUGUACGAAAGUCACUCCUAGAGGAUAAAUUCUAAUUUAUAAGUGAAACGGCUUAAUAUAUAUGAAUGUUUAAAUUUGAACAAAUAUUAUUUUUGUAUGUUUAUUUCAACUAAGUUUAUGUCACUAUAGAUAUAAUUAAAAAAUUUGUUUUAUUUAUAAUAUCCUAUGUCAGUUUUUAAACGGUUAGAUAAAAAGAUUUGUCGCAUAUAAACCACCAGUCUAGACAUAUUAUGCACAUAAUGUUAUUUAAUAGUUUGCUUAUUUUAACGUUUUGCUAAAAAACUCACACGAUAUAUUUUUAUAGAUUCUACGACUUUACAUAUUCUUAGGUGAUAAAACAGACACGAAUUUUUGCUAUAAAUAGUUUUUUACGCUUUCGUGUUAAUUUAAAAAAUUAACUAAAUAAAUUCGG